Molecule: messenger RNA, 1643 nt
Organism: Vicia villosa (hairy vetch)
Lineage: Eukaryota; Viridiplantae; Streptophyta; Magnoliopsida; Fabales; Fabaceae
Product: F-box/LRR-repeat protein At4g14096-like
Exons: 3
Coding region: 225-1382 (385 amino acids)
Molecular function (GO): protein binding
Source: RefSeq, a predicted model, not a curated record
UAUAUAAAACUGUAUCCGAAUUUCAUCACACAGAGUCCGGAUUUAUAUGAGUAAUUAGAUAUUUACAGUCAUAGUGAUUUCUUUCUUGCGGCAUCCCUAAUUCACGAAUCAACACAGACGCAAGGUUUUUUUCUUCCCUUCUCUUCCCAGUUUAGUGAUGAAUUCAUUAUCAUAAUUUCCUCUACACUUACAGAUUUUAUUAUUCUCAGUUGUUUUAGUUUUCCAUGGUGAGUGAAACGAUCAUCGAGAGACUAGAGCACAUUGAAAACAAAGACAGGAUCAGUGAUUUACCUGAAAGUGUUUUACUUCACAUUCUCUCUUUUCUGAAAACAACUCAAUACACUGUUCAAACUUGUAUUUUGUCCAAAAGAUGGAAGAAUCUAUGGAAACAAUUUUCCGUUCUUUCAUUGCAUUCUGAUUGCUUUAACACUCUUGAAGUUUUCAUCGAAUAUGUAUCCCAACUUUUGUCUCUUCGCGAUCAUGGAAUACCACUUCAUACUCUUAAAUUGUUUUUGUCUCCUGAAGAUAACAUAGAGUCUCACCUAUUCGAAAGGAUUUUGACAUACGCUGUUUCAAAUAAUGUCAAGAAUUUACAAGUCCUUCUCGAUUGUGAUAUUCAACACUUCCCGUCUAGCUUGUUAUCGUGUCACACUUUGACAUCUCUUUACUUUCGUGUUUUCCCUAGUCUUGAUGAUGAAGAGAAAAUAUUGUUUCCAAAUUCUCUCAAUUUUCAAUCAUUGACCAAACUGGAUAUAGGAUGUAUCGCCUUUUGUGGUGGAACGGAUCCUUUCUCGGCAUGUCCCAGGUUAAUUUGGUUGAAGAUUUCAAAUUUCAAUAUUCUAGGUGAUAAAAACCUAUGCAUAUCAAGUACCACACUUGUCAAGUUAACAAUACAAAUACAUUGUAAACCUAAGAACGAUAACAAAAUGGAGCUAUCUAUUCCAAGUCUUCGUACUUUUGCUUUUAUCGGUACUCCUUUUAAAAUUUUAUAUGCGAGCCAACUUACUUCUGUUGAGCAUAUAGAGAUUGAUGCAUAUAUGGGGAGGAAGCAUCACGCAGAGGCUCCUUCGAUUCUACUUAGCUGGUUGCUAGAGCUUGCUAAUAUCAAAAUUUUGACCGUCUCUUCUAAUACUUUACGGGCUCUCUCCUUAGUUCCUGAUUUAUUGAAGGUCAAACUCCAUACCUUGUAUGAUUUGAAGAAACUUAAAGUAAAAAUGAAGAAACUUGACUGUGGACUAUCCAAGGCACUGUCAAAAAAUAGUAUAGCGCAUCUUCCUGCUAAGUCAGAUGAAGAAAUUAUCAAGUUAAUAGUUGAGUUUUUGCUUCAAAACUCAGCUUCAACGGAAGUCUGUUAUUUCAAAGGAAACAGACGGUGUGAUUGAAAUAAAUAGUUUUGGGUGAGAACACAAGGAGAAGAUUUCGAAAACUGAGGGUGAACAUAUACAAGCUUGAGGAAUUUGUGGUGCAGUAAUUUUGGCAAGUGAUGAUUGGAAUCAAAACAAGUACCCUCAUGGCAUAAAUGCAAUAACACACAAACAAUUUUGCUAAAUAAGAUAGUAUGUUUGAAGUAUUUUUUUUCCUUUUGUUUAACUAAAUUAUAAUCCAUGUAGUUUGUUCUUAUACUUCAAGGAGAAUUGAAUAUU